AAUGGUGCCGAGGCUUCCAAUUUCUUGAUUAAUAAUCUCUUUGAGAAUCUAAUGAGGAUUAUUCAGGAGAAUAAUAAUAAUGUAUCUGAAAAUAUUCUGAGGCAAGUUGUUGCUGAAAUGGAGGAAUUGUUUAUGACUGAUGUUGAAGAGGGUAAUCAACAACGGCCAGAGCUAGCUCUAGUAGGUUCAAGUUGUCUGUUUUGUAUGGUAUGGAGAGGGAGGCUAUAUAUCGCUAACGUUGGAGGCUCUCGUGCUGUAAUGGGCUCUUUGGAUCCAUUUGAUAGACUCAAUGUUAGGCAGUUGGUCGAAGAUCACAAUGCUCGUAACAGGCAUAUUAAAAAAGAACUCAAGAAGUUGCAUCCAAAUAAUCCGACUAUUGUGACAUAUAAUUUUGAUGCAUGGCGUGUUGGAGGCAUAAGUGAAGUAAGCAGAUGUAUAGGAAAUGCAUAUUUAAAGCGGGCACCGUUCACUUUAACCUCAUCCUUCCGAGUCCCACAGUUGGAACUUGCACCUUCUGAUUUUACCCGACCUUUGCUAUCAGCAGAACCUGCAAUAUCUUCAAGAGUCUUAAAUGACGUCGAUAAAUUCAUUAUAUUUGGAUCUGGUGGACUUUGGAAAUUGUUGUCAAAUUGGCAAGCAGCUGAAAUUGUUCACACCAAUCAACGAGAUGGAAUCGCGAAAAGGAUUUUGAUGACUGCUCUACAGAUUGCAGCUAGAAGAAAUAAUAUGAGCUAUAGUGAGCUUUCGAAGAUUCAUACGAGACAUGGUGUUGUUAUUAGGGGUCCUAGUGUUUCUGUUAAAGGGACUAGGCGGGCGUAUCAUGAUGAUAUCUCUGUGAUUGUUGUAUUCUUCGACAAAAAUCCGGAACUGAAUCCGACUGUGAUGCCAGUGGUGACCUCGGUGCCAGGAAUCGAUUCCUUCAGAGGCUUCGAUGACGCGAUUCAUCCAUCACCUUUUAGAUAUCUUGAUGAUGUCUCUGAAGCACAUCAAUACCUUGAGACGAUUGUCUGACACGAUUCAUCCAUCAUCACCUUUUAGAUAUCUGAAUGUUGUCUUUGAAGCACAUAAAUAGAGUUGGUUCAUUCACUCAGUUUUGAGACAAGGAAUAUUAUGUCUAGAACUGUAUAUAGGAAAUAAACUUGAGUGACUCUGCCUAGUUUUAGAAAAAACUAGUUCAAAUUGUAACGUUGCGCAUCGUUUAACAU
Trifolium pratense (red clover) is the source of this 1205-nucleotide messenger RNA. RefSeq names its product probable protein phosphatase 2C 43. Lineage: Eukaryota; Viridiplantae; Streptophyta; Magnoliopsida; Fabales; Fabaceae. The record is from RefSeq and is a predicted model, not a curated record. The transcript is spliced from 3 exons. Gene Ontology annotation, molecular function: protein serine/threonine phosphatase activity. Gene Ontology annotation, biological process: protein dephosphorylation. The coding region runs from base 52 to 1011 and encodes 319 amino acids.